AAUUGUAUUUCCAAAAAAAAGAUAUAACAAAAUUGAGAUUGGGGACUAGCGCAUGAGGGUGUAGUUUGGAUUUGAAAAGCAGAAGAAGCACCGGUGACGGGUGAGAGUGAGAGAGAUGGAAGGGGUAGAUCUGAAGCGAGAGGGUAUGGAGGAUCUUAGUGGGCGCGUGCAUCAACUUCCAUGUUGCGUAAAAUACGAUGGUCCUGCUGCCUCUGUUUCCCACUAUUUCAAACCCAAGCCCGCUGGCGUUGGGGACGACGGUUUACCAUUACAACAUGCGCAUUUUAGGGGCAGGUUGCUACAAGGAACUACUCUCCAACUUCCUCAUGGCUACUGUGGUUUUGUCUUAGGAAAGAAAAGUUUGCCUCACGCCUCUGAAGAAAACUCUCACUCUUGGGAGAUGAAUGCAACCUUUCAUGACAUAACGUAUUGGAACCAUGACUGCGUUCCUUGCCAGAAUGAUGACUUCUUGCGUGCUUUUCAUUGGCUUACUGUUGCAAAAGCUCUGCAUAAUCCUGUCACACCUGAGGAAUUAGCUUCAUCAUCUAUUGAACUCUAGAGGCGGUAGUACUCUGCGGUUGAAAUGCUGUAGCUGUCAUAUUUUUUCAGCUAAUUUAUUGCUGCAGUAUUUAUGCUUUUGUUCUACGUUGUCUUCAAUAGCCCCCAUGUACUUCCCUCUUUGCAGUAAUCUAUUUGUUUUUCUCUAUGUGAAAUUGUGAACACAAUUUGUCAAUAUAUAUAUGGGUUUUGUUUUUUUA
Messenger RNA from Gastrolobium bilobum, 758 nucleotides. RefSeq lists its product as uncharacterized. NCBI's taxonomy places the organism in Eukaryota, Viridiplantae, Streptophyta, Magnoliopsida, Fabales, Fabaceae. Gene Ontology annotation, biological process: RNA catabolic process. The record is from RefSeq and is a predicted model, not a curated record. Bases 116 to 559 code for a protein of 147 amino acids. The transcript is spliced from 4 exons. Gene Ontology annotation, cellular component: ribonuclease H2 complex.